Molecule: messenger RNA, 1051 nt
Organism: Manihot esculenta (cassava)
Lineage: Eukaryota; Viridiplantae; Streptophyta; Magnoliopsida; Malpighiales; Euphorbiaceae
Product: 60S ribosomal protein L7a-2
Exons: 7
Coding region: 133-909 (258 amino acids)
Biological process (GO): ribosome biogenesis
Cellular component (GO): ribonucleoprotein complex
Source: RefSeq, a predicted model, not a curated record
AAGUGCAAAUUAUAAUUUAGGGUUUGGGUUUCGAUAAAACCCUGGGAGCAGCCAAAAUUCUGUUGCGCUUUUUUCACCCCCAUUUCGUGGUACGACAGCAGGGGUCUCGAUCUUGCGCAUCUCUUUACUCGCAUGGCUCCCAAAAGAGGCAUUAAGGCCCCAGUACUGGCAAAGAAGAAACCUGAAAAGGUGGUUAACCCUUUGUUUGAGAAGCGACCCAAACAGUUUGGAAUUGGUGGUGCACUGCCACCAAAGAAGGAUUUAACUAGGUUUGUCAAGUGGCCUCAUGUUGUUCGUAUUCAGAGGCAAAGGAGGAUUCUGAAGCAACGUUUGAAGGUUCCUCCUGCUGUUAACCAGUUCACAAAAACGCUUGACAAGAACCUUGCUACGCAACUCUUCAAAUUGUUGCUUAAAUAUAGACCUGAGGACAAGGCCGCUAAGAAGGAAAGGCUUGUUAAAAGAGCACAAGCUGAAGCUGAGGGGAAAACUGUGGAAUCAAAGAAACCCAUUGUUGUUAAAUAUGGACUUAACCAUGUCACUUAUCUCGUCGAGCAGAACAAAGCCCAAUUAGUGGUUAUUGCACAUGAUGUUGAUCCCAUUGAGCUUGUUGUUUGGUUGCCUGCCUUGUGCCGGAAAAUGGAGGUCCCUUAUGCAAUUGUGAAGGGGAAGUCAAGACUUGGAGCGAUUGUUCAUAAGAAAACAGCUGCAGCUUUAUGCCUUACAUCUGUGAAGAAUGAAGAUAAAUUGGAAUUUAGCAAGAUCUUGGAGGCAGUCAAGGCCAACUUCAAUGACAAGUUUGAUGAGCACCGGAAGAGGUGGGGUGGUGGCAUCAUGGGAUCCAAGUCUCAGGCCAAGACCAAGGCUAAGGAGAGGCUCUUGGCUAAGGAGGCGGCUCAGAGAAUGUCUUGAGCGUUCUAGGAACUAGAGAAGAGAGUUGCAAUGAAGAGGGACUUAUGAUGAAUUUUGCAUUUUUUUAUCUUAUGGUUUUUCUUUUUUGUAUACUUCUAUUCGUUAAUGGAGUAGAUCAGAUAUACCUGACCAUUUUCUCUUA